AUGGCAAGCAGAGAGCUGUCAUUGCGCCUGCACAGGGCGGUGCGUGUGCUCGGAGGGCGUUCGAGGCCCCAAUGCGAGCGUGUGGCCCAAUGGACUCAGCAGAGCGUGCAGCCCAGGAUAUCACGACCCAUAUCGACCACGGCCGCACGACAGGCAGAGGUCACCGAGACGGGAAUCCAGGAGAAGUUCCAGGCAGCACCGCCAAUUGAUUUCGAAGAAGAGAAUGGAUCGAAAAAGGAGAAACCCAAGGGGCCUGACCUCCGAAAACUGCGCAUUGUGCCAGCAUCGCCGUCGUACUUCAGCGCAAAGCCUACCUUUACCGACGACUAUCUCUCGCUCUCUGCGCUCCUUCGCAAAUUCGCUACCCUCCCCGUCAUCACCCCCGCAGAGGCGCCAAAGGUGGCAUGGAAGACAGUCGAUCAAUAUCGCAUCAUGACGAACGAGCCCGUCAAGACACAACGCUUUCACAAGAUGCUGCACAUACUGCGGCGACUGAACUGCAUUCAUCCCUCGCUCAUGCCAGAUGAGGUACUUGAGGCCAUGUCGCGAUACAAGAAGCCCGUCCAGCCCGGCGACAUCGUGCCGAAGCCUGGGGUGAUCGACGAGCUGGGCCGUGCCAAGGGCGUUGGGCGCCGAAAGACAUCAUCCGCUGUGGCCUGGUUAGUCGAGGGUGAGGGCGAGGUGCUGGUCAAUGGCAAGUCCCUCUCACAAUUCUUCGGACGGCUACACCACCGAGAGAGUGCUGUCUGGGCACUCAAGGCGACACAGCGACUGGACAAGUACAAUGUCUUCGCCUUGGUACAGGGUGGUGGUCUGACGGGUCAAGCUGAGGCUUUGACCUUGGCCGUAGGCAAGGCAUUGCUGGUCCACGAGCCAGCAUUGAAGCCUGCGGUCCGACGUGCUUUCUUCCUCUAUCUUGUCCUUCCGGCACGCUGGAUGCGUGACUCGAGACCCAAGAAAGGUGGAGAGGAAGAAGGCUGGCCACGUAAAGGCGCGCAAGAUGCCUACCUGGGUCAAGCGUUGAGGUCGCACGGUUGUGUAUGUUAUCCUUGUGUAUUGUUGUGCAUGGUAGCGACACUGCGCCAGUGGCACGAAAUGAUGACAAUGCAACGCAAUGCGGUUGCUCUGUUUCUGCGCGUGAGAGGAACGUAA
Messenger RNA from Plenodomus lingam JN3, 1152 nucleotides. The record is from RefSeq and is a predicted model, not a curated record. Lineage: Eukaryota; Fungi; Ascomycota; Dothideomycetes; Pleosporales; Leptosphaeriaceae.